CGCAAAGUGCGGUGCGAAAGUGCAAACCCCACUUUCUCUCUCCUCUCUCUCUUCCACUCUCUCUCUCUCUCUAGAAAAAGCGCACUCAUCAAAAUGGUGCAGCGAUGAUUGCGUCUCAGAAGAAGAAGAGAGUGAGAAACAAGUCUAACCUAAUGCUUCUUCGUUUUCUCCUGCUAUGGUUACUCUGCGUUGCUUUUGCUUCCUCUGAUGCUGGCCAAGCGCCAUUUGCCAUGCGUGUAAGCUGUGGAGCUCUUAAAAAUGUUCAAACUAGACCGACCAGUACCGUUUGGCAAAAAGACUUUGGAUAUACAGGAGGGAUAUCCGCUAAUGCAACUCGUCCGAGUUACAUUACCCCGCCGCUCAACACUCUUCGCUAUUUCCCCUUGUCUGAGGGCCCUCAAAAUUGUUACAACAUUGAUAGAGUGCCAAAGGGUCACUACUCGAUCCGGAUCUUUUUUGGACUUGUUGGUCAUUCUGGAGAUAUCAAGGAACCUCUAUUUGAUAUCUCCAUUGAGGGCACUCAGAUAUAUUCUUUGAAAUCAGGUUGGACCAGACAAGAUGAUCAAGUAUUUUCUGAGGCCUUAGUGUUUCUUACAAAUGACUCUGUCUCGAUAUGUUUCCACAGCACGGGCCAUGGCGAUCCGGCAAUCCUUUCUAUUGAGAUUCUUCAAGUCGAUGAUAAAGCUUAUCAUUUUGUGCCGCAGUGGAAUCAAGGGAUAAUACUUAGAACAGUUAAAAGGCUGAGUUGUGGUUUUGGACAGUCAAAAUUUGAUGUAGAUUAUGGUGGGGAUUCCAGGGGAGGGGACAGAUUUUGGCAACGCGUUAGAACUUUUGGUCAGAAUUCUGAUCGACCUAGAUCUGUUGAAUCGAGAAUCAAACAGGCUUCAUAUCCACCAAACUUCUAUGCAGAAGCUCUUUAUCAGUCAGCACUCGUUAGCACUAGUAGUCAGCCUGAUUUAACAUAUAUAUUGGAGGUGGAUCCGAAUAGAAACUAUUCUAUUUGGUUACAUUUUGCAGAGAUUGAUAAUUCAGUUAGAGAUGUAGGACAAAGGGUCUUUGAUAUUAUGAUAAAUGGUGAUCUUGCUUUCAAAGAUGUUGACAUUGUCAAAUAUAGUGGGGAUAUCUACACUGCCCUUGUGCUUAAUACAACUGUUAUUGUUAAUGGGAGGAUUCUGACAAUAACAUUGAGCCCAAAGCAGGACAAUCUUGCCAUAAUCAAUGCCAUUGAGAUAUUUGAGGUUAUAAUGGCCGACUCAAAAACUUUAUCGGAUGAAGUUAGGGCUUUACAAACAUUGAAGAAUGCAUUGGAGCUUCCGCCUAGGCUUGGGUGGAAUGGUGAUCCAUGCGUUCCUCAGCAACAUCCGUGGAGAGGAGUGGAUUGCCAGUUAAACAGAAGUACUGGCAGCUGGAUCAUUGAUGGACUUGUUCUUGACAAUCAAGGUCUGAAGGGUUCCCUGCCAAAUGACAUUUCCAGACUACUUAAUCUACAGAUCCUAAACUUGAGUGGAAACAGCAUCCAUGGAGCAAUUCCAUCCUCACUUGGUACAAUGACUAACCUGCAAGUGCUUGACCUCUCUUACAACUUAUUCGAUGGAUCAAUUCCUGAGAGCCUUGGACAGUUGGCAUCAUUAAAAACACUGAAUCUUAACAGCAACAUCCUGUCUAAAAAGGUCCCGGCAACCCUAGGAGGAAGAUUGCUGCACAGAGCAAGCUUCAAUUUUACUGACAAUGCUGGUCUGUGUGGUAUACCUGGAUUACCUACUUGUGGACAUCUUUCUCCUGGCGCGAAAGUUAGCUUAGGGUUAGGUGCUUCUUUUGUUUUCCUCCUUCUUAUUACCGGUUCAGUUUGUUGGUGGAAAAGGCGGAAGAAUAUCCUCCGAGCUCAGCAAAUUGCAGCAAGGGCAGCUCCAUAUGCAAAAGCAAGAACUCAUUAUUCACGCGACGUCCAGAUGACAAGGCAUCAUCAUCAUCAUGGAAAUACACGCACUGCAGCUGAGAAUGGGCCUGUCCUGCUUUCAUGAUAGCAUAUAUACCAUCACUUUUAUACCCUAUGAAGUCUGCCACAGUAUUCUUCUGGUUCCUUCCAUCAAUUGGUUUAUAUUUUUUUCAAAUUGAAAAGUGUAUCUGAUCUGUGAUGGUUGUUUUUCUCAACUCCAAAUACUAGGGAGUUCCUUGAACCAUUGAAUCACAUCUUACUAGCUGAGAACACUAUUGUAAUUAGUAAAUCAUAGAAAAAAAUUAUAAAUUGCCGUGUUUAUAAUUUCUUA
This is a messenger RNA of Lotus japonicus, 2267 nucleotides long. RefSeq names its product receptor-like protein 4. Lineage: Eukaryota; Viridiplantae; Streptophyta; Magnoliopsida; Fabales; Fabaceae. The coding region runs from base 105 to 2021 and encodes 638 amino acids. Gene Ontology annotation, molecular function: protein binding. The transcript is spliced from 9 exons. The record is from RefSeq and is a predicted model, not a curated record.